Pelobates cultripes (western spadefoot toad) is the source of this 432-nucleotide messenger RNA. The record is from the annotation of a GenBank genome assembly. NCBI's taxonomy places the organism in Eukaryota, Metazoa, Chordata, Amphibia, Anura, Pelobatidae.
AUGUGGUUCGUGGACCCCUGGGCAACACACACACCUGAGGAAGAGAGUGAAUUAGAAUGGAGAGAUAUUGCCCAGAAAGAAUUAUGGUACAAUGCCCUGGAGGGAGUCCAGUAUCAACGGCAGCAGCGCCUUCCUGGUGUCGCAUACCAGUUGGAGGAACAAAUGGCCUGGCGGAUGCUGCUUCUGGGAGACCAACCCAGAGGGGAGCGGGUAAGACAACUUGAGUACCUCGUGGAAAGGGAACUGAGCCUUGACGCCUCCUACCGGGCACUGUGGUGGUGCACUGUCCAGUCAGAGACGUGGAGGGCAGAGGGCAUCCAGCCGGAGGGGGAGAACUACACUAGCCCUGGCCUGUUGUGGAAGACCUUAGCGGAAGACGUCGACUUUGGCAGUCCAGCAGAGUCACGGUACUGGGCUAUCUUGCAUUACUGA